AUGGCACCCCCAACCUUCGAGUUUGACUUUCAAACGACGGGUGGAAACUUCACCGGAAAGGUUGCUUUCAGCGCAGGGCUGUUCAUCAACAAUGAGUUUGUGGAAUCUGUUGAAGGUUCGACUGUCGAGCUCGUAAACCCGACGGACGGGAAGCCUCUUGGUCAUGUCAGUGCAGCCACUGACAAGGACAUCGACAUUGCCGUGAAGGCGGCUCGAGAAGCGUUUGAACAGAGAUGGGGAACCAAGCUUGCUGCCCUGGAAAGUCUGAAUAAUGGAAAGACUGUUUUCGUGUCACGAUUUGUAGAUGUUCAAGGCUUCGUGAACACGUUGAGAUACUAUGCCGGGUGGGCGGACAAAAUCCAUGGGAAGACCAUUGAAGUGAAUGACGCCAAGUUUGCAUAUACACGCCAUGAGCCCAUUGGAGUCGUCGGUCAGAUUAUUCCCUGGAACUUCCCCCUCGGCAUGUUCGCUUGGAAGAUUUCCCCUGCACUUGCCACCGGGAACACUAUCGUCAUCAAGCCGUCCGAGUGGACACCACUCACGGCCAUCCGUGUUGCGGCUCUUGCGAAGGAGGCCGGAUUCCCCAAGGGCGUUCUAAACGUUGUUACAGGACUUGGAAGUGUUGCGGGCGCUGCCAUAUCGAGCCAUAUGGACAUUGAUAAGGUUGCUUUCACUGGAAGCACGCUCGUGGGAAGGCAUAUCCUCAAAUCGGCGGCUGCUUCGAACUUGAAGAAGGUCACCCUAGAACUGGGCGGGAAAUCUCCGUCUAUCAUUUUUGAUGACGCCGACUUGGACAAGGCCGUCAGCUGGGCCGCCUUUGGUAUUGUAUUCAACCACGGCCAAACUUGCAGCGCUGGCUCGCGUGUCUAUGUGCAUGAGAAGAUAUAUGAUGAGUUCUUGCUGAAGUUUACGGAGAAGCUGAAGAGCCUGAAAGUUGGGAACCCAUUCGCUCCAGACACUUUCCAAGGCCCCCAAGCGUCCGAAACGCAAUUCAAGCGUAUAAUGGGUUAUAUCGAGAGUGGCAAGAAAGAUGGUGCCACACUCCACCUUGGUGGAAGUCAGCAUGGUACGGAAGGCUUUUUCAUCGAGCCUACCAUUUUCACGGACGUGAAGCCGGAUAUGAAAAUUAUGAGGGAAGAGAUAUUUGGCCCAGUUGUUGUCGUUGCCAAGUUCUCAAAUGAUGAGGAAGCUGUGCGUCUGGCGAACGACACGUUGUACGGGUUAGCAGCAGGCAUCUUCACGAAAGAUAUAUCCCGUGCCAUCGACGUUUCGAACAAGCUUAAGUCUGGAACCGUAUGGAUAAACGAGUUCAACAAAGUCGAAGUGACCUUACCAUUUGGUGGGUACAAACAGAGCGGAAUUGGCCGAGAACUCGGUGAAUAUGCACUCCAGAAUUACACUGAAGUGAAGGCCGUGCACAUCAAUCUUUCAGCUACGCCGCCGAUCUAA
This is a messenger RNA of Cantharellus anzutake, 1449 nucleotides long. RefSeq names its product NAD-dependent aldehyde dehydrogenase. Gene Ontology annotation, molecular function: aldehyde dehydrogenase (NAD+) activity. The record is from RefSeq and is a predicted model, not a curated record. The coding region runs from base 1 to 1449 and encodes 482 amino acids. The transcript is spliced from 12 exons. NCBI's taxonomy places the organism in Eukaryota, Fungi, Basidiomycota, Agaricomycetes, Cantharellales, Hydnaceae.